AUGGAGCAUGGUGGGAUAUCAGUGGCGCCUGGCCCCGGUGACCAGCUAGAGCAAGACUACCACCUAGAGCUCGAUCCCAAUGUUGGGAUCCAGGCUGAUACAGUCGAUUUCGGGCUAAAAGAGACAUACGACCAAGUCGAGCACGUGCUCAUUGGGGACGUCGCCGACGAUGCACCGUCUUUGGCGUCCUAUCUCAAGCAUGGCUCGGCAGACGGUGAUGCAUACGGCACGAUUGUGGGUGACCAGGAAGCCCAAACGGGCGAGUACACCGAAGACCCCAGCGUUGUUGUCGAGGUUGAGGCCGAGUACCAAGAUGAGAUCGGAUACGAGGACGAUGAUCUCGUGGCGACGGACAUUAAUGCCGACCUGAGCAUAACAGAGACCCGCGACAUGGAAGCUGGGUUGUCCGUUGCCGUCCCCGAAGGUCGUAUGGAUUCUGCCCAAUCGGUUGAUGGAAGCCACUCUGAACCAUCAGUCCACGAGGAGGACGACUCCCGGUCCCAAGACACCGCCAACUUCGAAGAUGCUGCUGAGAGAAGUCAACUGCAAGAUGAGUCUGGCGGCGUACACGAAGAGGACUCGGCCAAUCAUGUAGAAAGCGAGAACCUGGACGAUAAUGAUGCCAAUGAGGCCGCCCAGGACCAGUACGCUACAGAUCACCGGAUCAUGGACCUAGAACAUGCGCUUGACGAUCUCACGCGAUCUUCCAAUGAAGUCCCGGACAUUGAAGUUGUUUACAACGAAGAGUGUUACUCUCUGUUUGGGACUCCAGAUGAUGAUCCUGAAUCUUACUUCCUUUCCGACAUCCGAGAGCUCGAUCGUCCGCUGUCACAGUUCCUCUCUGCUAUCCGGGCCGUCAUCUCCGACGAGAUAGCGCCAACGGAUGAGUUAGCGGUUCUUUUUGACCCUCUUGGUCUCGAGUUUGGUGAACGGUCGAACGUGCAAUUCCUGAAUCGCAGCUUCCGUGAGAUUCUUGAUUGUCAUGCCACACUGAUGAAUAUCUCCACGGCGUCUUCGAUGCAUGGAGAUCCUGUCGUCCACCUGAUCAUACGGCGGGAUAGCGAGGAACAUUUCCAAGAACUACUCACCAAGGCGGAGCUUGUUAAAUGGGGGCACAGCGAGGCAGAGGAUUCUGAGAUUUCCGAACACCUGGAAGAGGAUGCCGAGGCUAAUGGCCGAGAUGAUGGACAAAUGCAGGAUGAGCCGUUCGGCGAUGGACGCUCGGAUGAAUAUCGUGAGGAGGACGAGCAUGCCGUCAGUGCAGCAACCUCCGACCAUGCUGCUGGCGGACAUAUCGAGGUCGAGGAUGACUCUGAGAUUCAAGUAGCGCAUUUCCAGGACGACUCGACAGGGGAACAGGAGCAGGACCUCCAGUUCGGAGCAACUGCACCACAGUCUCCGAACAUCCCCGCAGAGGAGAUUGCCGGUGAUGAAGACUUGGGCGGCGAUUCCCCUCGUCAUGCGAAUGCUGGCUACGAAGAUGAUGAGCAAGCCUGGGACGAGCAGGCAGCAGAGGACGAGGUAGCAUCCUCGCUUCACGCUGAGAUUGCGCUCGAAGUAUCCGGUGAGCAGAGCUAUCAAUCGACUGAACAACAGGAUGGCGACGACUUUGCCGAGCCAGGAGGUUUCGGCGCAAUGGAUUCGACUUCUGCCCCCGAGAAUGGCGGUUAUGAACAGGAACAGGCCACAAACGGUAAUUAUCCCGAUUUCCUCUCCACAGCUUCCCUUCUUUCUUUGCAGCGCAAACCGCCGAAGCAGGAGGAACCGUGGGAGAUUGAUUACUCGGAUGACGAACAUGAACCAAUCUCCCAUGCGAUCUCAAAGCAUUCUUCGCCAUCAUCGGCGCCGGGGUUUCCAGCGCAGGAUGCGGCUUCUGUCAACUCGAGAUCCGCGUUGAAGGCCGAUGCUAACAGAUAUGUCCAUCAAGACGACGACCUCGUUCUCACGCUCGAUGAUGAGGCUGGCCUACCCGCAACUCGUAGUGGUGUGGAUGAAGCGUAUGAGGACUACACGAUUACCUACGACGCCCCGGAAAACGUAGCUCUCGAUGCAGUAACCAACGAAGAGCCACCUGUCCUCGAGACGGCCCACGAGGCUAGUAGUGACGAACACCAGGACGGAGCCUACGUCGCUGCUGCAGCAGAAACGGAAUCUGUCCACACGAGCACAACCGUCAAAGGCGAUGAGAUCGACUACGAAGAACAGUUCGCCGAAGAUGCUUCAUUAGCAGCGGGGAAUGAAGCCCUUGACCAGUCGGCGGCGGCCUCUGGCAUCGACAAUGACGAGAUUGAUUGGGAGAACGAUGAGGAUGAGUACGAGCAACAGCCGGCGUCCGGAGGCGACUACGUCGAUUCGGUGGAGGCGCAAGAGGAUGCCCUGACUCCACCGAGCGCUGCGGGAAAACGAAGCAGGACUGACGAGGCAGAGAGUCUUGCCGACGAGACCGACUACAAGCGUCGUCGUACUUGA
Messenger RNA from Chaetomium strumarium, 2469 nucleotides. RefSeq lists its product as uncharacterized. The transcript has 2 exons. The record is from RefSeq and is a predicted model, not a curated record. Bases 1 to 2469 code for a protein of 822 amino acids. Lineage: Eukaryota; Fungi; Ascomycota; Sordariomycetes; Sordariales; Chaetomiaceae.